Messenger RNA from Wyeomyia smithii (pitcher-plant mosquito), 3882 nucleotides. RefSeq lists its product as uncharacterized. NCBI's taxonomy places the organism in Eukaryota, Metazoa, Arthropoda, Insecta, Diptera, Culicidae. The transcript has a single exon. The coding region runs from base 186 to 2021 and encodes 611 amino acids. The record is from RefSeq and is a predicted model, not a curated record.
CUACCCAAACAACAUCAACACCAAUACCAGAAACAACAACUUCAGCAACAGUGCAAGUAGCAGGAUUCGAUAGUUUAGCUUUAGAUUUACCUAGUAGUUUAAGUGCCAGCAAAGAUGCAAAAAGAGACAAUGCUAGUUCUAGUGAUAUUUGGGUCAAUUUCGAGACCGAUUUCGACAAGGAAGAUAUGAUGCAGAAUGAUCAGGGAUACGCUGGUCUGGAAGAUAGCGCCGCAUCAGAGCCACUGGAUGAUUUCCAAAAGCUGAUGAAACAACUUCAAGAAAUGAAGGAGAAACCGCUGUUUAACCAGGAGGAAAGUAAAGAGGUACAAGAAGACGAUGACCUCUUAGAUGAUGACUACGAGGAAGUUGACUCAUUAAUUCGUCGUCAGAAACAACGCGAUGAAGAAAACCGAAAGAAACUGUUCGACGACGACGAUGAUGAUUACUAUGAUGACUAUAGCAACGAAGACUUACAAAAUAGUAAGAAGGGACAAAAUAGUAACACUGAUACUAUAGAAACUCCUUCUUCCGAUGGCGGAAAUGUGAUGCGAGACUACAUAAAAGGUAAAACCGCUUCACAUCGUUUCAAAUCACGAUUAGAAGAUUUUGCCGACGGUGAUGAUGAAUUGCUGUCUUCCGGCAGCCGUAAGCUACGGAAAAAUGACUCUAUCAAGGUAAUUUCUACACCAAAUGGAAAAGUAGGAAUUGUAUAUAAGGUGGAACCAAAAUCAACAGAAGACGAUAAAACGAGUAAAAAGUCAAGUGAGAAUCAGGGUGAGACAGUGGAGGUAAAGCAAAAGAUAACUCCCGUAAUUACGGCCGAUGGAAAAGUUGCUCUUCUAUACCGUGGUGCGUCGGAUAAUAGUGAAACCUUUAGAAAUAAAUACGAACCCAUCACUGAUAAGGACAUUUUGACACAACUGAUCGACAAUAAUAACAGUAACAACAAAAAUGCUACUAUUAACAGUAGUAGUAGUAGUGGUAGCAGCAUCCCCAGCAGUAGUAGUAGUAGUAGUAGUAGCAGUAAUAUUAACAACAGUAUUAAAAAUAUUACCACUAAAAAUAGUAUUUAUAAUAGUAAUUACGAUAGUUAUGAUAGUUUUAGUAGAAACAGCAACAAUGUGAUCAUUGAACCGGCAACAGUCGAAUCUGAUUCGAUUGAUGGUUCAGCGAACAGUAGACAGAUUGAUCAGCGCGUAACAGUGCCCCCACUCCGCGAUUUGGUGAAUCGAAGUACUUUUACCACUACUGCCACUAUGACUAUUACUACUACUACUAUUGCCACAAGUUUGACUACAACGAUAGCGCAGCCUUCGCUGUGGGACGACAACGAGGCAUCCCGUCAGGAAAAUGCCCUUCUCAUAAACCGACCUCUAUCGGAGGUUCUAGGAAUUAAGAAAAACUUGUACCUAGACACUAGUAUAAAGAUACCAAAUAUUGAAACGUCGACACACAAAAUGAGGAUUACCAAUAACAGUAAUCUUUUAUCGUCGCUUCUGCACAGCAUCAAUGGCAGUGAAAGUGGAACGAACAGCUCUAGCGCCAAUAGCAGAAUCAUCAGCAACUACGUUAGUAAAAAUUUUCGAAAUAAUGCGAACGUAGAAUACGAUGAUAGACUGUCGUUAGGCGAUCGGGGUGGAUACAGUGUGAAUGGAUUUAGCAGGUCAAGAUUUUACGUGAAUCGACGAACUACACCACCUAUUCCCCCACGUGUAAUAAAAGAGGAAAGCGAAGAAGAAUGGGUUAGCGGUGAUGAUAACUCUGUUCCAGAGGUAAUCAAUCUGGCCAUCAUUCCAGCUUUUGAACAUGAAAUCGACGAAAAAUACUUGAGGCCUAACGGUGAUGAUCAUUACUAUCGAAAGCACAGGCAUCACUACAACAAUAUAGCAGCUGGUCACCCAACAGUACACUGCGCAAUGCAAGUUGUGGUAGCAUGUGUAGUGAUGGGUACAUUCUUCGGUAUUGCUGGAGCCUUUUUCCGAUCUAGGGUAAUCGAUCAGCUUCGAGCAUUGUAUUGGUAGAAUUUGUAUGGCAUUCGAUUGAGCAAAUACGUCACAUCAAGCGGUCAUUUCGACGGAAGAUAUCAAAAUUAUUGCUUCUACUUAGUUGUUCGAUAGUAGUUGAAAAACGGGCAAUCACUCAGUUGAAUGCCUAACAAUGAAAAUGCCGAAUCCUGGAGAGCUUAUCCUAACCUUAAGAUACAAACAACUGACUGUGUGGUAUAUUUUACCGUAACUAAAUGUCAUUGUGUAGAAGAGCCAUUCAUCGGACUAUAGAUACUGAUAGAGACUGGACAUUGUAAAUGUUAUGUUCACUUCCCCCACCCGUGCAACUAAAUGUAUAAUAUUAAAGUGUCAACACAAAACAACGUCGAUUUUCAGUAUCAAGGUCGAUUUGUCUGCUAAUCUAUUGUUUCAUUGUCGAAAUCGGAAAGUAAUCAUUUUUACUGAAAAACAAAAAUGCAAUUUGUUACAUAAUAGGUAGAAGUAAAUCUAAUUUAUUGAAAUAAACUAAAACUACAAGCGUCUCUUGCGUCUAACAGUUGUAACAUAAUUUUGUACAUCUCACUUGUCACUAUAUUGGCCAUUGCAUUCAACAAUUGUACACCGAUUUGCCAGCAAAAAACAGCAUCUUACGAUAGUUAAAUAGAUGAUAGAACAAAAACAUCCAUAAGACAAAAAUGUGGAAAUCGAAAAUAUUACAAAGGGUAGUCGCGCGAAAAUUCGUUAUUUUUUAUCAAUGACAAUGAAUAGAAAUUGAACGAGCAUUUAUUUAACUGAUAGGGUAUUCGUAGAGUAAACUGUUUUUAAAAAGAGGAAUAGCGGGCAGAAAUCGGUUUGUCGAAACUGAAGCUAACAUGCGAGUAACAGAUGGAACGAACAAAUAAAUAUGUAAAUCUUGCCUUUUAAAUGAUGAACAUUUGAUAGAAACGAAUGAAAACAGUCAAAGAUGUAAACCGAAAAUAAGGUGGAUGGACAUCAUAAAUAUUUUUGAAAUGCUGCACACAACAGGCGAAACGUAUAAAAUUGGGAACUAUAUAUUUUAUUAUUAGCAGUACGAAAUCAUAGCUAAAGAAGAAUCCUGUUGAUUAGUUUUGGCAGAGAAUAUUUAUUAUCUAUUAUGGUAAUCCUUAUUUUAUUUUCAUUCCCUCGAACUCAGGGGCCAGCCUCCCUCUAUCUGACUAACCACAGUGGUGUUUCCUGAUGAAAUCCGUAGACCCAGGCUGUAACAACGUUCCAGUCCUGCGCUUCAAAGCAUGAAAGUUAGUAAACAACAAGGGCAUGGUAAUGCCUCGGGUAGAUUAGAAAUCCUUGCGGAAAAAAAUGAGUAAAAGUCAUACCAUACACACUGUAUCUUUUAAUCGAAUAUACUCACAGAUGUAUUUCUACCAUGGGAAUGUACUAUUCAAACUUGACUAUUCUUGUAUCCUUUAUAAUAAAAAAUAUAGUCGUAAUCAUUUUCCUAGAGAAACCAAAAGCAGACCAUAGAAGAAACGAAUAAACGAAGUUGGAAUGUAUCAAAUCAAAUAUCUGCACUCUAACGGAAGAGAAAACCGGUUUAUUGAAGCAUUUUUAAAAAAGCCAUAAAGAAACAUGUUUCGAUUCGUAAUCGUUACAAAUGUGGUAAUAGCAUUUUUCGUUCCGAAGAUUUCAAUCAAUUAUAACUGUAUAAAUGUUGCCAUUAAAAAAAAUAUACGCAAGAAUUUUUUCCUCGAAUUUCAAACAAUUGAGCUUUAUGUUAACCUGUAUUGUUACAAAAGUAUGAUAUAACAAAACUUUGCUUUCAUAAUAAUUUAUCUUUACUGAUUUUUAUUUUAUUUACCCAUGUAUAAUAAGUAUUAGCAGCUAAAUAUACUGUCUUAUACAAAACUUUUAUUUGAAA